CCUCGGGACGCCGGAUUGUUAAGUCGUUUACUGAGUGUGACCUAGCCUUUACAGACACGUAAAUUAGUGUGUUACUGUGUUUAUUUUUACAAGUGCAUAUUACACGAGUAUGAAUUAUGUAUAAGUGUUGUGUCCGGUGAAUGUCUUCAGAAUGACGUUGUGUAGCAGUGUGUUCACGCGCGUGGUUGGUGCUUUAAUGAUUAUUGCAUUGUGCGCUUGUCUACAAAUAAGUUCGGUGGUGGGGAGAGAAGAAUCUCGAAAAUUUACCAUAGAAGACUUGCUCACAAACAAUUAUGAAAAUAAAGCAUCCAAUGACCUUGGAAUGGACCCCUGUAAAGCCGGUAAUUUUCAAGGAGAUAUAGCAAUUCCUGACGACUACUUCAAACCUAGUAAUACUGCUCCUUCGUCAUCAAAAAUUAAUAAGUCAUUACAAGAGGAGGUUGAAAGGUUAAAAAAAGAAGUUCUUCUCGAAGGCCUUCAAGUUGAAGAGGAAGGAUUACCUGAUAUUUUAAGAAAAAGAACAAAACAACCACUGCCACUGCCUCAAGAAAAACCAAAGAAGUACAACGAAGCUUCCAUAGUCACAAAGGUAUUACCUGCAGGUUUGGAUAAAUCUCUUUUAAUGAAGAAUGGAAAAUUGCCUCCAGGGGAAAAUUUUGACAUUCUGGAUACAGGAAUAGCAUAUAACCAAAGUCAAAACGUUAUUGUAGAUAAUCUUACAGAAUCUGAGAGUUUGGAACAGGAUGGUGUUUUAUUAGUCAACAUAUCUUCCGAUAAUAUCCUCAAUCUUGACGAACUCUAUGGAAAUCUCAAAUCAUCUAACUUUUCACCAAAAAUGGAAGAGGUUACAAACAAAAUUCAAAGCAAUAGUCGCGAAAUUACGGGAGAUUCAAAUAAUAAUAACAACAUAAAAUUCAAGUUACCUGAAAAUACGACUGUUGCGCCAGCACCAACAAAUGGAGAAUUAUCUCCCAAUGAUCGUGAAGAGGAUAAAGAUGGGAUUGUGAAGGGUGCAAACAGAACUAAAUAUGAAUUAAAAUCUGAAAAGAGCGAAUCUAACGAUUUAUUGAAGCCUACAGAAAGUUUGCAAAGUUUAAAUUAUGAUACCAGUCAUCAGCGCCAUAGAAGACGAAGGCAUGGAAAUAGAAGAAGGUUACGAAAUAUACAGUCAAUUGAGAGGAUAGGACAUAACAACUUAAAGUGGUCCGAAGAAGACAAAAUUGAGGCAGACCCCAGCCGAAAAGAGUUUUUUCGUCAUGAAAAUAAAAUUAAAAGUGAAUUAGUAUAUCCAAAGUUCGAAAUACCCGAGCAUGAAUUUGAAAAAAACUUUGAAGUAAUUCCUCCGACUAAAAUAAAAUUGCAAAACAAUGACAGACAAGAAUUUAAGGAUUGGUUUUUUCGGGACUCUGACAUGGAUUUAGAAGCAGCUGAGAGUCAAAUGUAUAAUAACACAGAGAUUAAAAUAAGGCAUCGUAGCGCCCGUGCGGCCACAAAUCGCAAGGAGCGUAUUUGGGAGAACGGAGUCAUUCCUUACGAGAUUGAUGGCAAUUUUAGUGGCGCCCAUAAAUCUCUCUUCAAACAAGCAAUGAGGCAUUGGGAGAAUUUCACUUGCGUUAAGUUCGUUGAGAGAGAUCCUGAUCUACAUAGAGACUACAUUGUUUUCACGGAAAGACCCUGCGGCUGUUGUUCCUUCGUCGGUAAGCGUGGUAACGGAGCUCAAGCAAUAUCCAUCGGUAAGAACUGUGAUAAAUUCGGCAUCGUUGUGCACGAGCUCGGUCACGUUGUGGGCUUCUGGCAUGAACACACGCGGCCUGACCGCGAUAGACACGUGCAGAUCAUCCGGGAUAAUAUUAUGACUGGUCAAGAGUACAAUUUCAACAAACUAACGGAAGAAGAAGUGAACUCUCUCGGUCAGACGUACGACUACGACUCCAUCAUGCACUACGCAAGGAACACUUUCAGUAAGGGCACGUAUUUAGACACGAUACUGCCCCUGGAAGUGCAUGGCAAGAAAAGGCCAGAGAUUGGGCAAAGAGUCCGGCUGAGCGCUAGUGAUAUUGCGCAGACCAAUCUCCUUUAUAAGUGUGCAAAAUGCGGCAAAACAAUCCUAGGCAACUCCGGGUGGUUUAAUUCCCCCGGCUGGGGAACAGAGACUCCACCAGCCACGGCUGAAACCUGUGAGUGGCGAAUUGUCGCCACACACGGCGAGAGAGUCGUCCUAAAUAUUACAGAAAUAGACAUCCACAAGUCGGAUGAAUGCCGCUCUGAGUGGGUUGAAGUGUUGGAUGGGUAUAUGCCCAACGCGCCAGUACUUGGCAGGAUUUGUGGUUCCGGCAAGGGCCCAAUGAUGAGGUCCACGGGAUCCAGACUGACCGUUGUAUAUCAUCCCGGCUUGAGGCCCAAACCGCAUCGGGGAUUUAGAGCUUAUUAUGAAGCGGUGUGCGGCGGAAAUAUAGAAGUGGACAGCAGUGGUCACUUGGAGUCACCCAACUAUCCUGACGAUUAUCAACCAAAUAAACUGUGCGUGUGGAAAUUAACUGUGCCCCAGGAUUAUCAAGUAGCACUGCGGUUCCACUCAUUCGAGGUGGAAAACCACGAUCUGUGUAACUACGACAAAGUCAAAGUGAGAGAUGGCGACUCAAUGGACAGCCCGCUUAUCGGCAUGUUCUGUGGACACAAGAUUCCACCAGAUAUCAGAUCAACAUCAAACAAGCUUCUCGUGAUCUUCGAGUCGGACAGUUCAGUGCAGAAAGCAGGAUUCUCAGCUACGUUCAUGAAGGAGUUUGAUGAGUGUGCGUCGAUUGACCACGGCUGUAGCCAUUCCUGCGUCAACACGCUCGGCGGCUACGAGUGCGCUUGCGAUAUCGGCUACGAGCUGCACUCGGAUGGGAAGAAAUGUGAAAACGCGUGCGGAGGUGUGCUUUAUGCGCCAAAUGGUACAAUCACUUCGCCGUCAUUCCCAGACCUGUAUCCGCCCUCUAAGAACUGUCUUUGGGAGAUCGUGGCACCACCACAACACCGUAUUACUCUUAACUUUACACAUUUCGAUUUGGAAGGCAGCAACAAUAUGUAUCAUCAGGAAUGCGAAUACGACAGUGUGACGGUACACUCGAGGCUCGGUGCGGAUGUGUUACGGAGACAUGGUGCUUUCUGUGGCACCGUUCUGCCUCCGCCCGUUACUUCAGACGGUUCCGUCUUACGUGUACAGUUCACAUCAGACACUUCGGUGCAUCACUCCGGCUUCGCAGCCGCAUACUACAUAGACGUUGAUGAAUGCUCGGCCAACAACGGCGGCUGCCAGCACGAAUGCCACAACACACUGGGAGGUUAUGAGUGUGCGUGUCACAGCGGCUUUACCCUGCAUCCCAAUAAACAUGACUGUAAGGAGGGCGGCUGCAAGCAUGAUAUUACGCAUCCGCAUGGGACUAUCUUUAGUCCCAAUUAUCCCGACUCGUAUCCAUCGCGGAAGGAUUGCGUGUGGCAGUUCUCUACUACUCCCGGACAUCGAAUUAAGCUUAUCUUCAACGUAUUUGAACUUGAACCGCAUCAGGAAUGUACAUACGAUCAUGUAACAAUAUACGAUGGCGCAUCAGCUGAUGAGAAAACUCUGGGCAGAUUCUGUGGUAGCAAGCUACCGCACCCAGUAGUUGCCUCGCAGAAUCAAAUGUACGUUGUGUUCAAGUCAGAUGCUUCAGUACAGAGGAAGGGCUUCCUUGCUACCUAUUCUACUGCUUGCGGCGGCUACCUCACAGCAACGGAAUCUGUAAAGCAUUUAUACUCGCACGCCCGCUAUGGACAUGAUUCCUAUGAGUCGAGAGCCAAUUGCGAUUGGAGCAUUGUUGCUCCCGUCGGCCAUUUUGUGAGGCUCACUUUCCUGACCUUUGAGCUGGAACCAGAGACGAAUUGUGGCUACGAUUUCGUCCAAGUCUUUGGCGGGUUGGAGGGUAGUGGGGGAUGUUAUGGAACGUAUUGCGGUACAAAGAUGCCACCAGAAAUCGUAUCGACAAGCGAAGCGCUUCUAGUCAAAUUCCGCACCGACGAUACCAUUGUGUUUAAAGGAUUUUCUGCGUCGUACCAAGCGGUGAAACCAGACGUCUGGAGUAAAGAGGAUAGUUCUGAAGGCGGGGAGGAUGAGGACGAGGAAGAGGAUGAAGAGAUGCCGCCGUUAGUGGUAGGAAGGAGAGGAUUGCGAGCUCCUUCCUCCAGAUUCGUAAGACGGCCCACGUGACGGUGGCCUAUAAGGCAUCCCAAGCACAGGCGCCCGCAUCGCAACACCAAAACUCGCAAGUCUAUAUUUAACGGUCCAUUUUAGUGCGCCUUUUUGAUUGAUUUCCUCCACUCCGAGUCAGGGCAUUUAAUAACAAAUUAAUUUGUACGCAUUAGAUGUCCCUUGUAGCUUUUGAUAAGAGAACGUGGUAGUAAAUACUGCCCACAAAUAGUUCACUUACUUGAGGAUGAGUAUUGAUGAGAUGAUACUUCUAUGAGGAUGAGUUUAAGACUCGCAGAUAUCAUUAAAAACAACAGUAUAUUAUGUAAAUGACCGCUGCCAAAUCUCUUUACCUACUGUCUAAUAGCACAACUCCUCCUUAGAUAUUUAUUAAUUAUAGAAAGACUUUAUUGCUGCCAUAUAAUUAAACAAAUGCAGUUUUAUAACUAAGCACUACACCAUAAAAAUACAUCCUACUUACGCAUUACAAAAA
Molecule: messenger RNA, 4700 nt
Organism: Zerene cesonia (dogface butterfly)
Lineage: Eukaryota; Metazoa; Arthropoda; Insecta; Lepidoptera; Pieridae
Gene: tok
Product: tolloid-like protein 1
Exons: 20
Coding region: 152-4228 (1358 amino acids)
Biological process (GO): proteolysis
Molecular function (GO): calcium ion binding; metalloendopeptidase activity; zinc ion binding
Source: RefSeq, a predicted model, not a curated record